UAUUAGAACUAGAAGGUGAAUAAUGAAAAUAUCUAAAAGAGGUAAAUUGCUGAGAUCUGGAAAAUUGACGACCCGAGAGAGAGGCGUUUGCAUUUUGAAUUUUCUUUGUUCCGAGUAUCUCUACUCUACCAUGUCAGACGAGGAAAGACGAUUUCGGUGAUGAGAAUCACUUUGGGGAAGAGAAGAAGAUACAACAAGUUCAAUCCUAUGAUGCUACGGACUUAGAUGUGGAGUACGACUGAGAUAGCAAGACCGGCGAAAAAGGCCAUGAUGCUGACUGAUGACAGGUACAAAUCCUCUUUCUUUUCACAGGUAUGAGAAGAUGAAAGGGAGUGAGGAUAUUAUGGGGAGAAGAACUGUCGCUGGCAAGGUUGUUAAAGAAAGCUACGCUACUGCUAAACAGCUACACACUUUCACUGUUUUUUUUUUAUCAUAUGGAUGGAUCCAUUUUAUGCAGCUGCCCCUGCUUUAUUCUGGUUUUCAGUCCGAUAAAACUGACCAUCUCAUUUGUGUAUUUGCGGAAGAUUGAAGUCUUUUGGUGCGAGGGGAUGCAGAAAUUGCCUCCGUUGUACCCUUUACUAGUGAAAGGACGGAAUCUCUAUGGGCAGCGAUGGGCUAAUGAAGAAGACGUACAGGUUAAAGAUUCUUUCUCAAAAACAUUGCCGUGGUGCCGCAGCAAGAGAGGUUAUGAGAGAAAGGCAAAUAAAGUCAGGCUAUGUCCAUAAAGACAGCCGCAGUUUUCAAUGGCCGACAAAGCUAAUUUAUUGGGUAAACGAAAGGCGGAGGAUGGUUUGAAGACAGAACCGCUUCUGAGGAGGCAUAAGGAGAAAGAGACUAGGCAAGGAUUAGCUGAUAGUACUCUCAAAGGAACAGCAGGAGAGUUGUCGGAGACAAAGGCCGAUGAGUCUAAUUUAAUCUCAGAAAAGGAGGAGGAGGCAGUGGAAGAAAGACUUGAUGAAACUCCUGAGGAAUUUUCAAAGAUCCUCUUUGUUGCAAAUCUCUCUCCCCAAACAGAAACUUCAGCUAUCAUUGAUUUCUUCAAAGAUGUCGGACAAGUUGUUCGUGUUCGUCUUCUGCUCAACGCCCGGGGCAAGCAUGUGGGUUAUGGUUUUGUUGAAUUUGCUUCUUCUAACCAAGCAAAGAUGGCGCUGGAAAGGAAGAACCGUCAAUCUUUGCAUUGUAGCAAGAUUAUUCUAGAUGAAGCUCCCGAUUUUGUUGAGGAAGCUGCCGUACCAAUAAAGACUCUGUUUAUUGCCUCUUUCCCUCGCUAUUCAACUGAAAUAUCAGAUAUCAUCGACUUCUUCAAAGAUGUUGGACAAGUUGUUCGUGUUCGACUUGAUAUCAACGACAGAGGCAAGUUUGUUGGCUGUGGCUUUGUUGACUUUGCUUCUGCCAACCAGGCAAAUAAGGCCCUGCAAAAUAAGAACGGUGAAUAUUUGCACGAUCGCAAGAUUUUUCUUGCUGAUGGCAGUGGAGCUACUUUCAUUCCACCCAAGUUUUGUGUAGACCACAAGGUUUGGUACGAAGAAGAAGACUACCUUCAAGAAGAAAGCCUUCGGUUAGACUCUAUCCAAGAUGUGGCGGCGAUGGAAGAAGGACCUGACGAAACUCCCCAUUCUGCUAAUAAGGAAGUACUCCUUAUUGCCAAUCUUUCUCCCCAAACAACUAAAACAGAACAGAUCAUCCGUUUCUUCAAAGUUGUUGGAAGUGUUGUUUCUGUUCGCCUUAUUGUAGACCACGAGUGUAAGCAUGUGGGCUAUGGCUUUGUUGAAUUUGAUUCUUCUUACGAAGCAGAGAAGGCUCUGAAAGAGUUGAAUGGUGAAUAUUUGCAUGAUCACAAGAUUCUGUUGAUGAGAGGACUUGAUGAUGAAACUCCCCAUUCCGUUGAGGAAGCUGCCACUGUAAGAAAUAAGACGCUCUUUGUUUCCGGUCUCUCUCGCGAAACCAAAAUAUCAGAAAUCAUCAAUUUCUUUAAAGAUGUUGGAGAAGUUGUUCAUGUUCGACUUAUUGUAUUCCGCUGGGGUAACCUUCACGGGAAAGGCUUUGUUGAGUUUGCUUCUGCUAACGAGGCAAUGAAGGCGCUGGAAAAGAAAAACGGUGAAUAUUUGAAUGGUAGGGAUGUUUUCCUUGCUUAUUUUGAGACACCUCCAUACCACCGACGACCCAAGUAUUUCAUAGAUCACAAGGUUUGGUACCAAGACUACCUUCAACGAGAAAGCCUUGAGAUAAAAGAAGAUGUGGCGGCAGUUGAAAAAGGACUUGAUGAAACCCCCCAUUUUACUGAGGAAACUGUAAGAAAAAAGACGGUCUUUGUUGACGGACUCUCUUACAACACAAGCAUAUCAGAUAUCAUCAACUUCUUCAAAGAUGUUCGAGAAGAAAUUAUUCGUGUUCGAUUUAUUGUAGACGGCAGGGGUGACCAUGUGGGAUGUUGCUUUGUUGAGAUGGCUACUGCUAACGCAGCGAAGAAGGCAGUGCAGGAGAAUUAUAACACUAGCAAGUUUUUUGUUUACGCUGCUGAGAUAGCUGCUCCAUAUCCUUUCCAACCCAAGUACAAGCUUGCAGACCUUGCCGAGAAACUUUGGUAUGAAGAUAGCCUUUGCGAAAAAAGCCUUUUUGGUCAGAAGCCCAAACCCAUUCUGAGUAUAAAAAAGGUGAUGGAAUAUGGUUAUGGUAAGAAGACUACCUUCUCUGACGACGAGUGAAAGAAGAUGAAGAUGCUCUUCUAGGAUUUAUAACUUAUUUUAUAUGUAAUGCAAAUAUUUAUUUCAUCCCUAAAUACUCUGCUUUAGUUCGCCACUGCAAUGGUUUGGUUUCUUUUUUUAGUCGCUUGCAAAUAUUGAAGACCUAAUAUGUAAUUUAUUUGGCCUUAAAAACAAAGCGUGAUACCAAAUUUUCUUUA
This is a messenger RNA of Brassica napus (rape), 2902 nucleotides long. Its product is annotated as polyadenylate-binding protein 1-like. Bases 744 to 2705 code for a protein of 653 amino acids. The record is from RefSeq and is a predicted model, not a curated record. NCBI's taxonomy places the organism in Eukaryota, Viridiplantae, Streptophyta, Magnoliopsida, Brassicales, Brassicaceae. Gene Ontology annotation, molecular function: U1 snRNA binding; mRNA binding. The transcript has 27 exons. Gene Ontology annotation, cellular component: U1 snRNP; U2-type prespliceosome; precatalytic spliceosome. Gene Ontology annotation, biological process: mRNA splicing, via spliceosome.